UAGGCUCCGGUGCCCAGGACUCUCAUCCUCAGGUUUUCCUAGGACCACUGCCCUCUGUCCUUUGUAGCUUUGGGUGACCCAGCCUUGCAGGGAGCCCUGACACCUUCUCCACAGUCCUCGGGACUCCGGGUGGCCACGUGUCACAGCAUGAGGGUCCGUGUGGGGGGUUCUAGGAGCCGGCCCCGACCCCCACCACCCGGCGUGGGGAAAGAUGCCUGAGCAAAGCAAUGAUUACCGCGUGGUGGUGUUUGGAGCUGGGGGCGUAGGCAAAAGCUCGCUGGUGCUGCGCUUUGUCAAGGGGACGUUCCGCGACACCUACAUCCCCACCAUCGAGGACACCUACCGGCAGGUGAUCAGCUGUGACAAGAGCGUGUGCACACUGCAGAUUACAGACACCACGGGCAGCCACCAGUUCCCGGCCAUGCAGCGGCUCUCCAUCUCCAAGGGCCACGCGUUCAUCCUGGUGUUCUCGGUGACCAGCAAGCAGUCCCUGGAGGAACUGAGCGCCAUCUACAAGCUCAUCGUGCAGAUCAAGGGCAGCGUGGAGGACAUCCCCGUCAUGCUGGUGGGCAACAAGUGCGACGAGACGCAGCGGGAGGUGGACACCCGCGAGGCGCAGGCAGUGGCGCAGGAGUGGAAGUGCGCCUUCAUGGAGACGUCCGCCAAGAUGAACUACAACGUGAAGGAGCUCUUCCAGGAGCUGCUGACGCUCGAGACCCGCCGCAACGUCAGCCUCAGCAUCGACGGCAAGCGCUCCGGCAAGCAGAAGCGGACAGACCGCAUCAAGGGCAAGUGCGCCCUCAUGUGAGCCUCCGGGGCCGCUGCCUGUGCUGCGGGGUCAGGCUCCUCCAGCCCCUCUCCGUCCUCCCCUUCCAAGUCUCCCUCCUCCUCAUCUACCUCCUCUGCCUCCUUCUCUGGCUCUCCCUCCUCCCUUUCUCGCUCCCUCUGUCUCUCCU
Jaculus jaculus (lesser Egyptian jerboa) is the source of this 956-nucleotide messenger RNA. RefSeq names its product DIRAS family GTPase 1 (gene Diras1). Gene Ontology annotation, biological process: signal transduction. Bases 212 to 808 code for a protein of 198 amino acids. NCBI's taxonomy places the organism in Eukaryota, Metazoa, Chordata, Mammalia, Rodentia, Dipodidae. Gene Ontology annotation, molecular function: GTP binding; GTPase activity; GDP binding. The transcript is spliced from 2 exons. The record is from RefSeq and is a predicted model, not a curated record. Gene Ontology annotation, cellular component: plasma membrane.